This is a messenger RNA of Microthlaspi erraticum, 525 nucleotides long. The record is from the annotation of a GenBank genome assembly. NCBI's taxonomy places the organism in Eukaryota, Viridiplantae, Streptophyta, Magnoliopsida, Brassicales, Brassicaceae.
AUGGCCGACGAAGCAGCUCGCGCUCACGCCGCUGAAGUGGCGCGCGCUAAUGAAGAAGGAAGAGAUCCACCUCCUCCUCCUCCUAAUCCACAAGAUCCUGCUGGAGAUCCUCAGAUCAUAGCAUUGGUUAGACAGAACCAAUUCAAUGGCCUUCCAGCCGAGCACCCUCUUGAUCACAUAGAAAACUUUGAAGAAAUUUGCAGCACUACUAGAUCCAAUGGAGUCUCUGCUGACUACUUGAAGUGCAAGCUCUUUUCAUUCUCUCUUGGCGACAAAGCUUCAAGAUGGUUGAAGUCUCUGCCAGCUCACUCCAUCACCACUUGGGAUGAGUACAAGGCCGCUUUCAUCAACCACUUCUACACCAAGCAAAGAUCAGUUUCUGUAAGGAACAAGAUCUCCAACUUUCGCCAAGCCAACAAUGAAUCUUUCUAUGAGGCGCUAGACGAUUCAAGGAGUACAUUAGGGACUGCCCUAAUCAUGGUUUCAAUGAGGGAAACCUAUGGAACAUCUUCUAUCGUGGCAUAG